AGCGCGCUGCGCUCCUAGCAGAGGUCUUGCAGGGACAGGAUCGCACCACACUACCGGCCGAGGCGGGGAGAUAAACAUACCGGAGAGGCUUGACUGCAGCUGAACCAUAGCACUUUUUUUUUUUUUACCCAGGGAGCACUCGGCUUUCCCAAACGGGCUGCCUCGGUUAAUUGUGAUCAGGGUGAGCGGGGUGGUCGCCGCCUGCAUCUGUGUGUGUGUGUACGCGCGCGCGUGUGUGUGCGUGUCUCCCCUCCACAGCGCACAGGCGCCCUGCACUCCAGUCUGCUGACACACCAGGAGGACAGUCCGCACUACACGUCCGUGUCAUUGGACUCUAUGUGGAUACAAAGCCCGGUCAACACAGAUCCAUGGGGAUACUUUAGUGGGAACUGCAUCCUGCGACCUUUUACAUGAAAACAGAGCAGCACUGAAGGACCUCGGAGAGCCAGAGAACGAGUGCUGGCCUUCGUUUAACUGUGUGACCAGCGAAUGAGCCUUGUUCAUGCGUCUCCCUGCGUGCCACUCCCACAUAACUAUGAACUGUGAGCAGGAUUUUGGAGACGGGGGCUUGGGAGUGACCCUCACGCUACGACUGCUCAUGCAUGGAAAGGAGGUCGGCAGCAUCAUAGGAAAGAAAGGAGAGACAGUGAAGCGAAUACGAGAAGAGAGCAGUGCUCGGGUCAACAUCUCAGAGGGCUCCUGUCCAGAGAGGAUCAUCACCAUCACCGGCUCCACAGACUGCGUCUUCAGAGCUUUCACCAUGAUCACAUACAAAUUGGAGGAGGAUCUGACUGCAUUGGUGGCCAACGGCACCAUCAGCUCCAAGCCACCAGUCACCCUGCGGUUGGUCAUCCCUGCCAGCCAGUGUGGCUCUCUCAUCGGGAAGGGAGGGGCAAAAAUAAAGGAGAUCAGAGAGAGCACCGGAGCUCAGAUACAGGUGGCAGGGGAUUUGCUGCCCAACUCGACUGAGCGAGGAGUGACGAUAUCUGGGAAUCAGGACUCUGUAAUCCAGUGUGUCAAGCUCAUCUGCACAGUAAUCCUGGAGUCUCCCCCGAAGGGUGCCACCAUUCCCUAUCGACCGAGCCCCUCACCAGCUACAGUCCUCAUCGCGGGGAACCAGGUGUUUGAGGCAUCAGAUUUUGCACCCCACCCUAUGUACUCAGUCACCCAGGGUGGCCUGGACCUCCAGCAGGCCUACACUUUGCAAAACCAAUAUGGCAUUCCACACUCAGAGCUGGCCAAGCUACAUCAGCUGUCAAUGCAGCAAGGCCUGAGUCCAAUUGCCCAGCCUGCAUCGACUAUCAUACCUGGAAUGGACUCCAACUCUCAGACAUCUCAGGAGCUACUUAUUCCCAAUGAUCUGAUCGGCUCGAUCAUUGGCCGUCAGGGCACUAAGAUCAACGAGAUCAGGCAGGUGUCAGGAGCUCAGAUCAAGAUCGGCAGCCAGCUGGACGGGACAAGUGACCGUCAUGUCACUAUCACAGGAACACCAGUCAGCAUCAACUUGGCCCAGUACCUCAUUACCUCCUGUUUAGAGACAGCCAAAUCCACAGCCCAGGCAGCCACCAUGGCAGCUCCGGUCGACCUCAACAUGGCCUUCACCCAGCCAGCCUCCCCAGCUGCCUCCCCCACACCCACUCUGGCUGCCGUGGGCGCCCUGACCCCGGCUCACAUGUUGGGCACCCCGUAUGGUGCCAUGCCCCUCUCCGGCCUGCUGGGGAUGAAGUCCGUCCCCUUUCUGACUCUGUCCAGCCCCGCCCCAACCGUGGCUGUCACUGCAGCACCGUCCCACACCACUCUGGCCGCGUAUACCGCCAAAAUCUCCUCAGCCAACUGCAUCAAAAAGCCAGAGAGACAGAAGUUUGCUCCGUACUGACGUAGCCUCUGAGCUCUGUGUCUGGAGAGUCAGAUGAAGGACAGCUGCAGUGUUCUUCCACAAACGCCUGAUGUAGCCAUAUCCGCUGGCAGAGAUGCUCUUGACUUUUAUCCUAUGAUGCACCAACAGAGAAGAGACCAAUAGAGGUGUGGAUAAAGCUAUUAAAACUUAUUUACGGUUAUAGAUAAUUUGUGAGUUUCCCAUGAAUUGAUGGACUGCUUUCAUCGUCACCUCAUCACUGUUAUUGAUCACUAAAAGAAGGGCUGGAACCUCACCUGAGAAACACAUGUUUAGAUUUUUACAUGUGUAUCUCAAGUUAGAGAUCAGCUAUAAGUAUUUAUCCUUCAAUAAAUUUGUAAAUUAUACUCAGAUGACAAAUGCUCUACUGUAUGAUGCUUUUAUACAAUGUCUAUGUUUGCCUCUUGAAGUUUUUAAGAAAAUUUGUAAAUGUCUAGGGGAGGGGGGUUGUUUCUUCUUUUUUUUUUUAAUAAUCUGUGCUAUGGUACUGUACUUUACUGUUCAGUGUUAUGUUUGUUUUGUUGGAUUUUAUUUUGAAUGUGCAACUUGUUUAAUCUUUAUUUAUUAGUAUUGUUUCAUUUAUUAAAAGUCUUUGUUUCCUGACAUAUUUGUCUCCUAUAUCUAUCCUUAUCUUUAUCUGUCGCGCACUGACACACAAAACACCGCGGGCCUGCUCAUUUGCUUCAUACGCAGUAUUUGAACCAAUUCAGUGUCAAAUUAAUAUAGCAGAGGGGGUGAAACUAACUGUGUGCGAUGCCAGGUCCAGGUUAUUUUUGUUUUCUUCCAAACACAGGCUGGAUGGCAGCUUGUCAUUCCAGUUGCCAGAAUUUAUGAGAGA
This is a messenger RNA of Larimichthys crocea (large yellow croaker), 2732 nucleotides long. RefSeq names its product poly(rC)-binding protein 4. The transcript has 14 exons. Gene Ontology annotation, molecular function: RNA binding. The coding region runs from base 503 to 1876 and encodes 457 amino acids. NCBI's taxonomy places the organism in Eukaryota, Metazoa, Chordata, Actinopteri, Sciaenidae. The record is from RefSeq and is a predicted model, not a curated record.